Molecule: messenger RNA, 2573 nt
Organism: Diceros bicornis minor
Lineage: Eukaryota; Metazoa; Chordata; Mammalia; Perissodactyla; Rhinocerotidae
Gene: SEPTIN3
Product: septin 3
Exons: 11
Coding region: 231-1307 (358 amino acids)
Biological process (GO): cytoskeleton-dependent cytokinesis
Cellular component (GO): presynaptic cytoskeleton; microtubule cytoskeleton; septin complex
Molecular function (GO): GTP binding; molecular adaptor activity; GTPase activity
Source: RefSeq, a predicted model, not a curated record
AGGGGCAGCGCGGCGCCGAGCGAGCGGAGGCGAGGUCCCGAGCGGGCGCGGCGGCGCGGGGCGCAGGGGCGGCGCGGCCGGGCGGCGGGCGGGGCGGGUGAGCGGAGAGCGCCAAGGGGCGAGGCCCGGCUGCAGGGGCCGCUCGGCCCAGGAGGAGUCCGCGCCCCGCGCAGCCUUGAAGCCUCGCUCCCUGAGCAUCUUCCCGGAGGAACGGAGACAAAGAAGGAUUCAUGUCCAAAGGGCUCCCAGAGACCAGGACGGACGCAGCCAUGUCAGAGCUGGUGCCUGAGCCCAGGCCUAAGCCGGCAGUGCCCAUGAAGCCUGUCAGCAUCAACUCCAACCUGCUGGGCUACAUUGGCAUCGACACCAUCAUCGAGCAGAUGCGCAAGAAGACCAUGAAGACUGGUUUCGACUUCAACAUCAUGGUCGUUGGUCAGAGUGGGCUGGGCAAAUCAACACUGGUCAACACACUCUUUAAAUCUCAAGUGAGCCGCAAGGCCUCCAGUUGGAACCGGGAAGAGAAGAUUCCCAAGACAGUGGAGAUCAAAGCUAUCGGGCACGUGAUAGAGGAAGGCGGUGUCAAAAUGAAGCUGACCGUCAUCGACACCCCGGGCUUUGGAGACCAGAUUAACAAUGAAAACUGCUGGGAGCCCAUUGAGAAGUACAUCAAUGAACAGUACGAGAAGUUCCUGAAGGAGGAGGUGAACAUUGCCAGGAAGAAACGCAUCCCUGACACUCGCGUCCACUGCUGCCUCUACUUCAUCUCCCCCACAGGACACUCCUUGCGACCUCUUGAUCUGGAGUUCAUGAAACACCUCAGCAAAGUUGUGAACAUCAUCCCUGUCAUUGCUAAGGCUGACACCAUGACCCUGGAGGAGAAGUCUGAAUUCAAGCAAAGGGUUCGCAAGGAGCUUGAAGUAAAUGGCAUUGAAUUCUACCCCCAGAAGGAAUUUGAUGAGGAUUUGGAGGACAAGACGGAGAAUGACAAAAUCCGGCAGGAGAGCAUGCCUUUCGCUGUGGUGGGAAGUGACAAGGAGUACCAAGUGAAUGGCAAGCGAGUCCUUGGCAGAAAAACACCCUGGGGGAUCAUUGAAGUGGAAAACCUCAACCACUGUGAGUUCGCCCUGCUUCGAGACUUUGUCAUCAGGACCCACCUCCAGGACCUCAAGGAAGUGACACACAACAUCCACUAUGAGACCUACAGGGCCAAGCGGCUCAAUGACAACGGAGGCCUCCCUCCGGGAGAAGGCCUCCUGGGCACUGUCCUUCCACCUGUGCCAGCCACCCCCUGCCCCACUGCUGAAUGAAGGCCAUUUCAAGCGCUGCUUCUCCCUCCAUUCCUCUCAGCUGUUAUUGCUGCAGGGCCAUGCCCUUUUUAGUGCUGUGCUUGUCCAGACCACCACCUCAGCCCCUCUGAGCCCUUAGCAGGUGGGAGGGGCCAGCUGCCUCUUUAGGACAGUUGCUUCCUCUGUUUAUCCAAACCACCCCUCUUCUCCCAGUGGAAUGGAGUUCGUGCCAGCACUGCCCUCCUCCAUCGUCUGUGUCAGCCGGUCCCAGCCCAUCUGUAGGCUGAAAGAACUCAUCAAGAGCUUCUUCUGCCCUUGCAAACCCAUACGAGCUACUUGUAACCAUCUCCAAGGGAAAUGGCAUUGCUCCCUCUCCAUUCAUCUGCAUGAGCUACUCUUGGCUUUCUUAAAGGGUCAAGAAAGCAACUUUUCUGCUUGUCAGAUUUGUUGACGUCAACUGUGUGAGCCCUGAUGUGGGACAAGGGUGUCUCCUUCAUUGCUUAUAGCUUAUUUAUAAGGAUGGGUCACUACAGAUGUGGGGGAGCAAGGGCUAGUGUCCCUUUUUAAAAAUCACCACUUGUGGCUGGCUCAGAGGGUGGUUUCACACCCCCCCCCCAUAAUGCAGCCACUUAGGAAGAGUGGUUUUCCUGAAGAAACAUUUCAGGAGUUGACUUUCUUAUCCUCAAACUUAAAAAAAGAACUAAACACAGACAAAAGACUCCAGAAACCCAUGAGAUGUGCACUCUAGGAAGAAAAACAUCCUUCUGUCCACUUAGCAAUAAGAAGGAUCUCUUCCCACCUACCCUGACUACUCCUACCCCACACCUCCACCCUGUUAAUGUGAGUAAUGAAUUUCCCUGGCCACAGUUGGUCACUGUAGGCUAGUAGAAAAUGCCCAAUGGAGGGCAAAGCCCCCUCAUCAGAUGCAUGAAUGUUUGCGAAUGUCGGCUGCCACUGCCCCACACACUGUGUCUUUAUGAAAUCCCCCCUUCCCCCCACCCCCCCGUCUCCACCUGGACACAACUUGCUUAAAGGCUGGUGACUUGUGGGCCAUUCAUCUACAACAAGUCUUGAUGGAGCAAGAAGCCCAAGCCUAGGGGAUGCAAGAACGACCCAUUUCUUAAAUGUUACCAGUCCCAGCCAACCUUUUGGUGACAUUAUGGUUAAAUUUCCCAAUUGAAAACAAGCCAACAGACACUCAAACUGGUUGUGUAAAUGUUGCUAGACUUUAUGUGUUGUACAACUAAACAUUGCUGUUUGAACAAUAACUGUUUGGCCUGUGUCUUA